Cryptococcus amylolentus CBS 6039 is the source of this 1210-nucleotide messenger RNA. RefSeq lists its product as hypothetical. Bases 473 to 1129 code for a protein of 218 amino acids. The record is from RefSeq and is a predicted model, not a curated record. Lineage: Eukaryota; Fungi; Basidiomycota; Tremellomycetes; Tremellales; Cryptococcaceae. The transcript has a single exon.
GGUAUACAACGGCGGCGAUACCCUCAUCCCUUCCGUGCCCUCCAUGUUGGGUAGGAGGGUGGACCAAUCGUGUUGCAGCCCCGGGAAUGAGGAUGGUACGUCGGGCUGGGGCAAGGGCGUCAAGUCGGACAAUCCAGAGCCAGAGCCAGAGCCAGAUCCAGAAAAGGAAGAGAAGGAAGAGAGCGAGACGACUUGUUUGACCAACCCUUCCAGGAGCCCGACGCGUUCGCGGAGAUCCCGGUUCUGGGCGAGGAGGAGCUUGAUGUCGUCUGUCCUUUCCGUCCCUUCUUCUGCGCGAGAAGGCGGGGGGGACGGCGGGACACCCACGGCAGAUGACAGAGUGUGAGGGAGGGUAUGGGUGGAGGGGGGGAGGUCGAGGUCUGCAGGCGGGGGCGCGACGGAGGAGAGGUUGACGCCCGAGGAGCCGCUUGCGACGAGCUCUGUGGGCAGGCCGAGGUCUGUUGCGAGGGAGAUGACGCUUUGGGCGGGGCUUGCUUCGCGCUUGACAUGUGAAGAGGAGGAGGAUGCGGGAGAUACCGCUCGGGCACCCGCGGGCGACGCGGGAGGGGACGCCGCUUUGAGCGCCUUGUUCUCAUUCUCCAGCUCCACCACGCGUUGCUCGAGCCACACGAGGUGCUGUUUGCGCUGGUUCCGGGACCUUUGGGCGGACUCUCUAUUACGCAUCGUCUUCACGUGUAUCAGCGUUGAACGUGCACAGAGGAGGGGGGGACUUACACGAGCCUCUUUGCGAGCGGCUUUAGCUCUUGCUUCGUCAUCCUCCCCAACACCACCACCACCACCUGUCCCAGCAUCACCAUACGCGCUCCCGCUCCCGUCGAUGCUCUGGUCCAAGUCGGCGAUGGAGGCGAGCGGCGGAGAGUCGUCCCUCGCGUCCCUUUCGCGGCGUGGGUGUUUUGCCGGGUGCUCGGGGGUGGGAGUAGGGGCGGGGCGUUUUGUGCUGGAGGCCAUUUUAAUAUACAGGGGGGGUGGAGAUGGAGAUGAGAAAGAGGAAGAUCUGGAUCUGGUGGAAAGACAAUGGAAAGGAAAAGAGGGCCGCGGGCUGCCAAGGGGCGGUGCUCGGCCGGUGUGGGAUUUUGGUGCCGCUAAUCCUCCCGCGGAGGGAGUGUAAUGAAAGUGUAAUCGAAGUGUAAUGGGCGGGCCUGGGCCUUCCUUUGUCCUUGUACUGUGUGAUGUAUGCGGUGCCAUGGCG